Molecule: messenger RNA, 1732 nt
Organism: Lolium rigidum
Lineage: Eukaryota; Viridiplantae; Streptophyta; Magnoliopsida; Poales; Poaceae
Product: protein DETOXIFICATION 12-like
Exons: 7
Coding region: 150-1583 (477 amino acids)
Biological process (GO): xenobiotic detoxification by transmembrane export across the plasma membrane
Cellular component (GO): membrane
Molecular function (GO): xenobiotic transmembrane transporter activity; antiporter activity
Source: RefSeq, a predicted model, not a curated record
UUGUCGUCGGUACGGUGCACCAGUCACCGGAGUCGAUGCUUAUAUGGUCCUACGUACGAAUCGGAGUCCUCCAUUAAACCUGCCUCAACCUUCCCUCGCUAGCUCCCGUAUUUUCCAAAGUCUAGACCACAAAGCCUUUGCCAGAGUCCAUGUACCCUUCCUGUGAGGCGCCGCUUCUGCUCACCAAGGAACACGAUGAGAAGGGGCGGUGGUGGAGGGAAGCCGCCGAGGAGUCCGGCCGGUUGGUGGCUGUGGCACUGCCCAUGAUCUUCGUGGCGCUGCUGCAGUUCAUGAUGCAGCUCAUCGCGACUGCCAUGGUGGGGCACCUUGGCGAGGUCGAGCUCGCUGGUGCGGCCAUGGCCAACUCCCUCACCAUAGUCACCGGCUUCAGCAUCAUCGCAGGACUGGCAUGUGCUCUGGAAACUAUUUGUGGGCAGGCCUAUGGAGCAGAACAGUAUGAUGAGUUGUCCUUAUACACCUACAGGUCCAUCGUUGUACUCUUUCUUGUGAGCGUGCCCAUCGGUAUUCUAUGGCUUUUCAUUCCCGAAGUGCUUGCUCUCAUAGGCCAGGAUCCACAAAUAGCAAAUGAAGCUGGGAAAUUUGCAUUAUGGCUUAUCCCUGGUUUAUUUGCCUUCAGUCUUUCUCAGUGCUUUACGAAGUUUCUGCAGUGCCAAAGCUUGAUUUUUCCUAUGGUUCUUAGUUCCUUGAUCACAAUCUCCGUAUUUAUUCCUUUGUGUUGGUUAAUGGUUUAUAAAGUUGACAUGGGUUCUUCUGGAGCUGCUUUAUCCGUCACCAUCUGCGAUUGGGUUGAAGCGAUUGUUCUCUGUCUUUACAUUAAGUUUUCACCUUCUUGUGAGAAAACACGAGCUCCAAUCUCGUCUGAAGCUUUUAGAUCGUUUGGCAGCGUGAUGCGUUUGGGUGUACCGUCCACCCUUAUGCUUUGCCUUGAGUGGUGGUCUUUAGAGCUGAUUGUUCUGCUUUGUGGGAUCUUACCAAAUCCAGCACUUGAAACUUCUGUGCUUUCUAUAUGCAUAUCUGGGCUGCUACUGUUGAACAAUAUCCCUUUCGGUCUUGGAGCAGCUGCAAGUGUGCGUGUGUCAAAUGAACUAGGUGCUGGCAACCCAAAAGGUGCUCGCUUGGCGGUAGGUGUUGCAUUGUCUUUUAUAGCAUGCUCAGCGAUCUUGGUGAGCACAACUCUUCUAGCACUGCGCAACUUCAUUGGAAUUGCAUUCAGCAAAGAGGAGGAGGUUAUAAGCUAUGUCACCCGAAUGGUACCCUUACUCUCCAUUUCAGUUAUUACAGACAGCUUCCAGGGAGUCCUUUCAGGUGUUGCUCGGGGCGGUGGAUGGCAGCAUUUAGGGGCCUAUGUUAACCUGGGCGCCUUCUAUCUUGUCGGGUUGCCCGUCGCUCUCUUUUCUGGUUUUGCAAUGCAACUAAGAGGGAUGGGGUUUGUGUUUGGCAUGAUAGCUGGUGGAGCCACGCAGGUCAUUCUCCUAUCUGUGAUUACUGCUACUACUGAUUGGGAAAAGAUGGCUGAGGAGGCUAAGGAGAGAGUAUUUGAAGAACGACUCCCAAAACCAUGAGCCUUGGAGAGCACUCCAAAAAAAAUAAGCCUCGAAAAGGGCACCUUGUCAAAAAAUUGAAUAGCAAAAGAUAAAAAAGAUCUUAUUUUAAGUAGUAUAGCAUGCUCUCAUUUUUGUGGCUAGAUUUGCAUGUUUGAUAUUUUAAGUUA